UGCAUUGUGGACGGACCAACAGAUGUUGUUAUCGCUAAAAGAAAAUGCUUUUCAAGAGAAGGUUUGCUUCAAUAGUCUCGUAUAAAAACACUUGAAAAUGAAAAAGAAAAAGUUUAAAUUCAAUGUAGAUUUCUUUUUAAAUGAAUUAUCUAGCGUGCCAUUUGUAAAUGGAGUAUUAUUUUCCAAAAUAAGACUCUUAGACGGAGGUAGUUUCAAUGAAGUGUCUUCGAGAGAGGAGGUUCAUAAUAAUUCUGUUAAAUGGCGUAAAAACUUCCACUUUCCGUGCAAGCUAACAGCAAGUGCUACAAAUGGAGUCCUCGAUGUUUGCCGUUGUCGUGUUUCCGUUCGCAAGGAAGCAAAAGGAGGCAAGUCUUAUGUCAAGCUUGGAUUUGUUGACAUCAACUUGGCAGAGUUUGCAGGGCCAGGUGCUAUGAAGAGAAGAUACAUACUUGAAGGAUAUGAUGACAAAACAUCAAGACAAGACAAUUCUAUAUUAGAAGUUAGCAUAAGUAUGCAGUUGAUUUUAGGAGAUCCUUUAUUUAAAGUACCUGGAACUCCUCAUCUUCACCAUGCUGUUUCAACAGAAACAGAAGAGAAUCGAGCCCCACAGAAUAAAGCUUCUUCUAUGUCAAGUUGCGAAGCAAGUACAGAGGACAACACCAGCAUAAAAGAAAGUCAGAGUAGUAACAAUUCAGCAGAGUCUCAGGGAGCUGGUAGUGGCAUUCCCGGAGGUCCCAAGGUGCCUUUUAUUCCUGGCCAUGCAAGAAGUUCCAGUGAACCUCCACUGGUUGGUCAUGUCCGCAGUUCAAGUCUUCAUUCAAGAAUUUCUGGGUAUUCAACCAGUCAUUCUAUUUCCUCAAGCAUAGAGGGUCACAGGAGAAUACCAUCUUUACCUUCAACAAGUAAUCAAGUUCAUUCAAGCUCUGAGGACACUGGAAUUUGUGACUCUGAACAAACCUUAUCUUCUUCAUUGGUCAACAAAAAGAUUUCUUCUCCCCAACACAGUUGGAAGAAAUCGUCAGAUGACAAGAAAGGCAAUGAUGAUAUAGUGGAACAGAUUUUAAUGGAACAGGAUCUACGAUCAGAUGAACUUGGAGCAGGUGGAGAAACUGAGAUUUCUUUACAUUUUGACUUUGAUGGUAAACUGUCUAGCAGGGCGAACAACCCCGUUCCAGACUAUGUAGACAAAUAUAAGACACUGUAAGCUGCUGAUGGAUACAAAUCAAUACAGGCAAGCUAGUCUGACAGAAUGACUGGUACUUCAAAAUAAUGUCAGUACCACAACACAAGGUGUACAAUUAACUUAUGAGCAACCAGGUGUCUUAAUUCACACUUGGGAACCUUAUUCGUUAGGUAAUCUUAGCAAGGUGUUUAACAUUUUCUUUAUUCAUUCAGCUAUGAAAUGCGAGACAAAUUGAAUAUCACUGUUCAAUAUUAUAGUGAUUUAUUUAAUUUUUGUAGCUUUGAAGAUUUAAUCCAGUAAAACCUGGACUCCAGUUGGGUCAGUACCCUUUUCUCUUUGGUUUCUGCCCUUUCAAUCUUUUAUCCUCUUUUAUUGUUAUCUCAUUAUAUUAUUAAAAUGACCCUGACAAAAAGAUAUAUAUAACAAAGUAUAACAAGUGUGAUGUUCAAAAUAGGAUUAAACACGUAUUUAUUCGGCCGGUGAUAAGCAGCUGGGUGACACUAAUGAUAAGCAAGUUUUACAGUAACGUCCUUUUUUCACGAAGGUAGCACGUAAUAGCCAGUGGCUAACAAACCUGUGGCUCUUAUUCCAUGAUCGAAUUGGAAUUUAGGAGUUGAUUUUUGCGGAGGGAGGAAAACUGGAGAAUCCGGAAAACCCUCGAAGCACAGGAGAGAACCAACAAACAACUCUACUCAACACCGAACCCGGCGCGACUACUGUACAGUGGCCCAGUGCAACUACUGUAACCGGGGCCACUAAGACAAAUAGACAAGAGAAGCAAUUAAAAUUUAGAAUGAAAACAAUACAUUCCAAAUUUGGGUAGUAGAGCCAAUCAGAAACCUAGACUGCAUGAGAAUUGUAAUUUGACCCUGGUGUUCCKUGUAAACAACUAGAUAGCGAUCGUCAUUUUCUCGAGGAAAUAAAAUGAUAUGUCGAAAGGCUAUCGUUUUCUGCUGAUUUCUGAUUGGCUCCAUUACCCAAAGUCGGAAUGCAUUGUUCUUAUUCUACAAUUUGAUUGGUUCACGCUGUCCAAGUGCUCCCGGUCAUAGUAGUUGCAAUAUAAAAUCGAGUAAGAAAGAGUUAAAUGACGGACUGCUCAAGGACGUUAGCCAAGAUUAUUACUUGAUUUCAGUGAAAAGUUGAUUUUAAUAAUAACACCCUAUCUAUAUUGAAUGAAAUACGUUCAAUAGAUUUUCAACAGUCAUGCAAAAUGUAUUUUAAAUUUACUUGCUUACCAUCACCCAAGUGUUGUCCCAUUUCCAACCUAAAAUACCCCCACCCCCGGGUUGGAAAAGAUGGUAAAAAUAUGCGCAUGGGAUGUAUAGAGGAUAUUGCAUAAAAUUUUUAUUAUAUAGACACAUUGACAAAUAAAAACUUGUUGAAGUAGGCGGAGAGACAUUGGGAAAGUCGUCAUCGAUAUCUUCACUUGUGAAGACAACAUGUAAAAUAUGUCAAUGAAGCCCAGUUGUAGUUCAUGUAUGAAAAAUAUGAGUGGGGUAUUUCCUAGUAAAACACUAAUGUCUAUAUAAUAAACAUGUUUUUUACCCCAUUGUUUCACUUAAAAGGUUCGAACAGCUCGACAUACUGGUUUGAACAAGAAUUCCAAAACCGUAACACUCAGUUUUACAUUUACACGCGGACAUUUGUACGAACAGUUGCAAGAAAGUACAUAACUUCAUACUCUUUCUUCAAACUUUUAAUUUGAGUUAGCGUAACCUCUUAUGUGAGACAAUGAGGAAACCAAAGACAUAUAUAAUGUAUCAUGUGUAUUUUGCCAUCUUUUUGUUUUGCAGGGGGUGCAGGCAGAAGGGUGUAGGUAAAUCCUUAUUACCGCUUCAAAUACUUCGCUAUUCUCUACUUUCCCAUGGCCAUAAUGCUAAAAUACGUUCUUAAAUUAAAYCUGCUUUUAUCUAUCUGUACAAUACUGAUUAUCAGUUUAUUCGGAGUUAAUUUUACGCAUACAGAACAUCAAGAGGGUUUGGUGUUACAGAAAAUGUAUUGACUUAAGAAAGAAAUAUUUUUUAUUUACUUAAUCUUAUUCAAGGUUAUAUCUUUUUCAGCUUUUUUCUUCUUUUAUAUUUGGCUAUCAAACGAGAUACUUCAACAUUGUCUGAUCAGCCUUCAGCAAAAUAAAUGCGGUUUUUCCUUUGGUUACCCCGCAAAGCCGCAAAGUAUUAUGGGUAUGGGGAAGUAGAGAAUAUCACUUUAUCAUAUAGCUAAGAUAAUACACAUGAUCUGAUUGGUAUAAAUAAUGAAAGAAGCACUGUUACUAACGCUGUCAAGGCGCGCGCAGCACAUUUGGCAAAAUUAGUGUAAAGAAGUCAGUACCAAAUAUUACUAUGAGCAUCAUCCGCUAUAUACAUAUAUAUAUAAGCCGUGUCUGAAAAAAGUUGGAGGAUCGUCUCAUAUAUUUAUAUAUAAAAUAUUUGAAAUAUGACGCGCGCACUGUAAAUCUUUUAAGAAAGCAGUAUAAAACGGCUGCUUAUGACUCUGCUGUGAUAUAGACACUCUGGGAGCUGUAGAGAACUCAUCUUGCUUCCCUCGUGCUCUACAGCUCCCAGGUUGUUUAUAUCACAGUAGAGAUACACACAUGCGAGUUUUAUAUUUUUUAUAUAUUUACAUAUAUAUACAUACAUAUAUAUAUGAGAUACCGAGAAACAAAAAUCCUUUUCAGAUACUAAAGGGGUAUAUAUAUAUAUGAUAUGCGAUGAUUUUCAAAAAAAAUCGGAAAAGACAUAUAUAUCGUUGCGAUGGCAACACAAGUGUGAAAAARUGAAAAUAAUAUUCAAUGGAACGACUUAUAGUUUCAAAUAGACAAAACGUGUUAUCUGUUCCAUGCUGAAGAGGCCUAUAAAGUAUGCUCAUUAUCAGGAUAGAAACGAGAAUGGACUAAUGACAUCGGUUUUUACGAUGACAAACAAAAUAGUGCAAAAGCUUUAUGCCCAAACAUUAAAGGAGAAARGCUGGUUUCCUUGCUCUUACAAAAGUGAAGUAUUGGAAUAUGCUUCUGUUACAUUUUCUCUUAGUUCCAUGCUAAUAAUAGGCAUCCUGCGUGGUCUCCAAAUAUAGUUUUUAUGCUUAAAUUUAUUAUUAGGAAGGCAAGUCUGCUUAUUUGUAAUAUCGUAAUUUUAAGAGGAAAUUGAGAUGUACUCUUCAAGGGAAAUCAAAUAUUUAGAGAGAGAUAGAGGGCCGAUAUUGUUGACAAAAGAGAACUCGUUGCUGGAUUGUGAGUAAUUUCCAAGGUGAAAUGAUCUUUUGUCAUUCAUUUAACAGACACUGCCAACUAUUUCUUUGGUGCCAAUAGUCUUUGAUAUUUAAUUUAUCUGAUUAAAUGGUUUAGUACUAUGUGUUAUUCUAGAACCAGGGUAUUUAAUAAAGGAUGUUUAGUUAAAAGACAAA
Messenger RNA from Actinia tenebrosa (Australian red waratah sea anemone), 4582 nucleotides. RefSeq names its product EEIG family member 2. The record is from RefSeq and is a predicted model, not a curated record. NCBI's taxonomy places the organism in Eukaryota, Metazoa, Cnidaria, Anthozoa, Actiniaria, Actiniidae.